Colletotrichum karsti is the source of this 2817-nucleotide messenger RNA. RefSeq names its product transcription regulator bdf1. Gene Ontology annotation, biological process: chromatin remodeling; regulation of DNA-templated transcription. Gene Ontology annotation, cellular component: chromatin; nucleus. Lineage: Eukaryota; Fungi; Ascomycota; Sordariomycetes; Glomerellales; Glomerellaceae. The record is from RefSeq and is a predicted model, not a curated record. The transcript has 3 exons. The coding region runs from base 1 to 2817 and encodes 938 amino acids.
AUGGCGUCACCUCAAUCGGAACGCGCCACCUUGGAUCAGAAACCAGCCGAGUCAACACCGGCAAAGGAGGAUACUAAGGCCGAGACUAAUGGUCACGCAUCUCCAUCCGAGGCGCCCGUCGAGUCCGAGAAGCCGACUGUCAAUGGCAACGGCAAACACGAUGGCGAGAACAAGGACACCGACGACGCAGACACGACCGCCACCAAAGAGCCCGAGCCGUCGCCCAAGGAAUCUCCCGUAAAGCCCGAUGAGUCAGCCGAAGAGCCUAAGACCGUAAAGUCCGACGACGCGUCGAAGGAUGAGGCUAAGACAGAUGACCCCAAGGAUGACUCCAAGGUCGAACCCAAGGAGGAACCCAAGGCGGAACUCGAGGAGGCCAAAGACGAUGCGAAGGACGAAAAGGAAUCGAGCAAACCACCCAGUCCGAAAUCCGCGGAGCCACCCAAAGACGUCGAGAUGACCGACGCCGCCGAGGAGAAGCCGGACGACAAGUCGGAAAUCACGGCCGAGGAGAAGGCGGCCGAGGCAUCUGAACCUGCCAAGAGCGCGCCUGAUGCCAAGGAGGAUGUCGAGAUGGGCCAAGACGAUGAGAAGGUUAACGGGGCGAAGACAGAAGCAGAGUCCCCUGCGCUGUCUGCUGUGGCUGGCCAAGAGGUAGAUCUCCACCCAGCAAGCAUGUCGCAACUGGCAAUUGACAAGAACGAGGAAAAGUCUUCAGCACCCAAGGAUGCCGACGUCCCUAUGGCCGACGCACCUGCGCCGGCAGCCAAGGUGUCCCGCGAACGCGAAGAGGAUGUUGCCGAUGAGCCUGCGGCAAAGCGAGCUAAGACGGAGUCCAACGCCGACUCUCAGGAAGCACCGGCCGCGGACUCUACCGUCGAGGUUAAGCCGCCAGGCGACACGGGCAAGAACGAAUUCUCUUUCGACGACCUCCCGAGGUGGAAUGACCCUGAACGUGACCCGAAGCCUCUGACGCCUCAUCAAAUACGCGAGUUCCGCAAAGUCCUGGCCGGCGUGAAGAAGACCAAGCACGGCGCCCAUUUCAAGGAGCCUGUCGUCAAGCUGUGGCCUGGGCUCGCCGAUAGUUACAUGAUGCGGAUUAAGAAACCGAUGGACAUUGGCGAGCUCGAGCGAAACCUGCGCGACAACAAAUACAGCUCAUUGCGCUCCUUCAAGGACGACCUUGCCCUGGUCUACAACAACUCGGUCGCUUUCAACGGACCAACCAACGAGUUCACUAAGGCUGCACUCAGCGUCGUGAAGUUGGCUUGGACUCGUGUGGCGGACAUCCCCGUGGAUGAACCCGCCAAAUCGAAGCCAGUGCCGAAGCCAUCCCGUCACUCCCACUCCGAGUCGCGAACCUCGGCCCCCACACCGCCUGUCCGCAGACAGCCUAGUGUUCACGCUGCGAGUCCUCCGGCCAAGACUGAGACAGAAGCGUAUGCGGUCCCCCCUGGUGGUGUGCCUCAGGUCCGACGUGCCUCGACACAGAAUGACUUGGACCGACCGAAGCGCGCCAUCCAGCCUACCAAGAACCGUGACCCGGAUUACUCGGCCAAGAACUUCAACAAGAAAAAGCUCCCCAUCGAGCUUCAGUUCUGUUACGAAGUUUUGACCGAACUGAUGGACUCCAAAAACGCACACUGCAACAUGCCGUUCUUGUAUCCCGUCGAUCCCGUUGCACUGGCCAUUCCCACCUACUUUACCAUCAUCAAGCGCCCCAUGGAUCUCGGUACAAUCAUGAGCAAGCUCAAGAAUUACGACUACCAGACCACGAAGGAGUUCCGAGUUGACGUUAAGCAAGUCUUCAAGAACUGCUACAAGUUCAACGGUCCGGGACAGCCCGUCUACGAGCAGGGUGAGCAGCUCGAGAAGAUUUUCGGAGAACUAUGGUCAAAGAAGGAUCAGUGGAUUGCGAAGCACACGCCGGCGAAGCCCACGUCUGACGGUUCGGCCCGCGAUAGCGAAGACGAGGCUGAAGAGGAGGAAGAGGAGGCCCCCGCUGCUGCUGCUGCGCCUCAGACGAACAAAACGAUCCAGAUGCUUGAAAAACGUCUUCAGGAAGAGACGGAGGAGCUGACGAAUCUGUACAAGACCGCAGACGCGUCAAGCGACGCAAUGAUUGACCUCCAACAAUCUGUGAUUGCAACCAUCCGGCAGCGCAUCCUGCAGGAGAAGCAGAACCUUCCGCAGGGCCAGAAGCCCUUGAAGAACGCUAAGCCCAAGCCUGCGAAGCCAACUAAGCCAAAGGCCAGCGCCGCGCCCACUAAGAAGUCGGCGCCGGCAGCACCUCCGAAGAAGAGUGGCGGCGGCGGAUCGAAGAAGGCGAAACUCCGAAAUAUGACACAGCCUGAGAAAGAUGCGAUCGCGAACGCUAUCAACGACCUCGAGAGUCCGCAUAUUGAGAGAGCUAUUGAUAUCAUUAAGAAGGACACAGGCCAAUCUGAGAACAGCAGCGGUGAACUUGAGCUUGAAAUAGAUCAGCUCACGAACGAGGCUCUCCAUAAGCUCUGGGAUCUGUGCAAGAAAGCGCUGCCCACGUUUGCUCAAGGAAUCGCUCCGGCACCGUCAGCUCGUGAGCCCUCUCCAGUACACAGUGCACCUGCCAAGGGAGCGGCCAAGUCGAGCAAGCCCAAGAAGAACAAGCCCAUGAACGCUAUAGAGCAAGAGGCACGGAUCGCAGAGCUUGAGAGACUGCGUCACAUGUACGGUAAGGGGGGCUCUGAUGAUGGUAACGAGCGGCCUGGAAGCUCUGGUCGUGCGGACGAAGCACCGAUCCACGGAGACAGUGAGUCUUCAGACUCGGAAGAAGAAUAA